GGAGGGGGGGAUGAUCGUUUUCUUCCUGUGUGCUGUUGAAUGUUUGGCCACACUCCGUGUUGCCCUUUUUCUCAUUUUUCUAAUUUUUUUCAUCUAUCGUGGAACACAGGCUCUCGAGCAGGACGGGCUGCGAGUGAUUCGAGAGAGAGAGAGAAAGCGAGAGAGAGAGGAAGAGGGAGAGAGCGAAGGGGAGAGAGAGGCAGAGGGAACUCAUUUGCAGGACGAGAGUGAUUUGUAUUUGUGUUGCGUGUUUCUAUAGGUUCGGGUUGUUGACGGUUUCAGGAGGCGAUUGCUGCUUGAGAGGGUGUGUGGUCGCGGCGGGGAUGGAGAGAGGAUCAUUGUGGGAAGGUUGGUGAGGCGGGCCGGGUACGCCUUCUUGGCAUGCACCUCGCAUACAGAGUGGCGCGAGCGACUCCAGGAGCGUCAGUUAGUUUUUUGUGCGACAGAAAUGGGGUCUCACUUCGUUUGGCUGAGAUUUCUAUCAUAGCUUGGUGAUGAUUAGGGCGUUUGGGUAGCAGAAGUUUUAGGGUUUCAACUCUGCAAUUUGCGUUUUAUCACCUACCCUUUUGCUAUGGAUUGGAGCAUUCAGGUAUUCCAUUUUACUUUCUAGACUCUCUCGAGUUGGCCUUCCUUGGUCCUGUUAUCGCCAACUACAAGAUUACAUCGACAUGUACGGGUGAGGCGCUUUUUGUUUCACAGAAGAUGUUCACCGAAGGGGUAGUUGAGAGAAUGACUGGAUGGAAGCAUCGGAAUUCUUGGCUUCGAGCCGCGGAAACCAGUGAUAUUCUGAAGGAUGUUCAGAAAAGGGGCUGGUAUGCCGUUUGCUCAUGAGCUGACGAUCAUUUAUUAUGAAUAAAGAAAAGUAAUGAUACGAGAUAGGGGAUUUAGGUGAGCGUUUCAGGUAACCCAGAAUCAUACCAGUAGGAUCGGUAGUAUUCGGUGCAUGGCAAAGGAUUUAAGAGUGAGGACCUCUAUCGUUACCAGUACCUUGUGUUGCACUCAAGUAACCUGGAUGGGCUGCAAUACAUCGUAGGACAUUCUAAGCAGAAUACAAUAUGACUACGGUCCGGGCUCGCCAAGACGGGGCUAUGGUUCGCCUUCUUGGCUACACAUACCGAGAUCCGGACGACAAUCCUAAGGAGAUUGUGAAGAGCCCUAGUGCCUCCGGUGAUAGCGGCUGGCUUAUCCGAUUCUUCGACUCCGAAUUUUUUUGUGAAUGGAUAGCUGUGAGCUAUCUGUACAAACAUGAGCAUUCCGGAGUUAGGGAUUACUUGUGUAAUCGCAUGUAUACAUUACCUCUCUUGGGCAUUGAGAGUUACCUCUUUCAACUAUGUUACAUGUUGGUACACAUGCCAUGUCCCUCUCUUGAGAGGUACAUUGUUGACGUGUGUGGAAAAUCUCUUCGCAUUGCAAUCAAGGUUCAUUGGUUUCUUCUGGCCGAAGCAGACGGUGCAGAAGACAACACACACGUUUUGAAAGUGCAAGAGAAGUGCCAGGAGGCAGCGCUUAAUGGAGAAUGGCCUCCCUUGAUCAGACCUCAGAAAAGUGUACUAAGCGCUGGAACAAAGGGUAGCCGUGUCUUCAAGGCAGUUCUUUCUUCCCGGCGACUGCUUCCGAUGACAUCUUCUCCACCUUCGCAACGAACACCACCGUCGCUACCUACACCCACUGCAGCUGAUGAAGGCUUUCGGGAGACAACACGGAGCACAGGGGAGGAGUCAGAAUUGUCACUAAAAGCAUUGAAGAAGCUCAUUCCGACUUCAACGUCAAAAGUUCGGAAUGUUCUCCUUAAACCCUUCCGGGACAAAGAAGAGAAAGAGGAUGACGAAGUGAUUGUUUAUGAUAGGCCAAUGAGGGAGAGUGAUUUAGACAGCAUUUUAAGACGAUCUCCGAAAGAAAUAGAAUCCGAUGGCUUUUUUAAGCGUUUUUUCAAAGACAGAGAUGACGAUGAGAAGGGUAUUCGAAGUGAGGAAUUGGCUAAUCAGGAGGGGUUUUUUCGUAGGCUCUUUCGAGAAAAGUCCGACGGUGAUGAAAAAGUGGACGAUGAGAAAGAAGGGUUUUUUAGGAGGAUGUUGUUGAAGAAGCCUGAUGAUGAGGAAGAGGACGAAAGCUCUGAUUUUACUCUUUUCAGGAAGUUCUUCCGUCAGGUGCAUCCUGAAGUCGAUAAAAUGAUGGAGGUAGCUCCUGGGCAAGAGCACCCUGCUCUAAUCACUUCAGAAAAUAGUCCUGUAAAUGAAAACUUUCUGAAACGUUUCUCAAUGUCUUUCAAGGAAGAAGGUACUAAGUUAUUCAGUAUGAAACGGGACGGGGAAGAAGGUAACAAGUUUUUCAGCAUGAAAAGGGAUGCAGAGCCACCUGUCACACCCUCCACGACGCCUUCUGGCUUCUUAAGGAGGCUGUUCAAGGAUCGGAGCGAUGAGGAACCAGGAGGUCUGGCUGAUGAGCUGGGAUCCCUCUCUCUCAGUACUGAUAGUACUGAUGGAUCAAACGAGGGUAAUUUUCUCCAGGAUACUUUGCGUGCGUUUCGUGGUAAAGUGCGCACUCAUGAUCCUGAAAUUCUCGGGAAGGAGGGUAGUGUUGGGAGGUCAACGGAAGGUACCGCUGCAGAACAACGAUUUGACUCUGAUGCUGAUGAGUCUGACAUGAUCAGAAGGGAGUCCCAAACUGUGAUUGAAAAGCCUUCGACGACUUCUUCAAGCUGGAAAUUGCCUUCAACGGAUUCUUCAUUUUUUGACCUGGGAAAGUCGUUUAUUAAGCGACCAGGUUCUCCCAAGCGAAGGACAGAGAAGACUUCAACUAAACCACCUCUCCCUAAAUCUUCCGCAUCAAACUUGAGGAAGGGUGUAUAUCAAGCAACUUUGGACCUUGUACAGUCUCUUUGUGAUACGUCAUCGGGCUUAGUAGAUUGCUUUCCUAUGGAAGACCGUCUUCAAGCUCUGCGAGAGUCUGUUGCUGAACUAAAUCAACAGCUGGUAGCUGCAGAAAGUGACGGAGGGGUCUGCUUCCCGAUGGGCAAGGGAUUGUGCCGAGUAGUUCAUAUUCCCGUGGACGAGUGUGUGCUUCUAAAUUCGAGGGAUAAAGCACCUUAUUUAAUUUGUAUCGAGGUCCUCAAAUGCGAAGCAAAGAGCAAUCUGAACAAGGAUCAAAAACAGUCAAAUGCGGGGAUAAAGACAGCCAAAGGGGGGAUCCCCCUUGCUAAUGGAGAUGCUCAACUGCAUCGGCCUCCUCCAUGGGCUUACCCUCUUCAACCUGAUGUGCAACAGCCAAAUACUCAACAACUUCUACGUAGUGCGUCAAAGGCAAUUGAUGCUGCUAUGGCACAUCUUUGGGAAUCGAAAUUGAAAGUUGUCGAUGUAAGUUUUUCUGUCCAACCCCGGAAGGCACAACUUGCUGCUUUGCAAACAGGAAGUUGCAGCCAUAUGGGAGGAGAAUCAGGAGAGUGCCAAAGCCCCUCAACUUGCGCUUCGGAUGGAAGUGGAUUGUCAAUGGAUUCUUUCUCGUUGAGAGAGGAAUUUGGAGGAGCUAAUGGGUGCAACGCUAAUUUUCAAGACAAGCCCAAAGUAAAAAAUCCAUGGGGAAGAAAAGGAAAACCUAGCGGAGAAGAUGUAGAAUGGGUUAGUGUUAUACUGUCUGUGGUUCCAGGGGUGAAUAUGGAGGAUAUAGAGGAGGAACAACCAGCUCGUAGGAAAGACCACCGGCGGGUCCCGAGUACAAUUGCCAUGGCUGAAGUAAAAGCUGCUGUAGCAGAGGGUGAAGCCCCAGCUGGUCUCCCAGUUAAAAAGAGUGGCACAGCACCAACACAAACUGAGGAAAGGAUAGGGGUGAAAGGAAAAGCCACCGAUGCCCUCGCUGGUGAAUUAUGGGAGAAUAAACGGGAAAGGAUACAAAAGACUUCUAAAUGGAGUUCUAGUCCUGAUUGGGAUUUACGCUCUAUGAUCGUGAAGAGUGGUGACGAUUGCAGACAAGAACAUUUAGCUGUGCAACUUAUUGGACACUUUUAUGAUAUCUUCCAGGAAGCUGGCCUUCCUCUUUGGUUGCGUCCGUAUGAGGUGCUUGUCACAUCUUCACACACAGCUCUGAUUGAAACCAUUUACGACACGGCUUCAAUUCACUCUAUCAAAAGUAGGAAUAGUGAUGUGACCAGUUUGCGGGAUUUUUUCUGCAAGAAGUAUGUUGAGGGCUCUCCUGCAUUUAAACUUGCUCAGAGAAAUUUUGUGGAGAGCAUGGCAGGAUAUUCUAUCCUUUGUUACAUUCUUCAGGUGAAAGAUAGGCAUAAUUCAAACUUGCUGAUCGAUGAGGAAGGACACAUUAUCCAUAUUGACUUUGGUUAUAUGCUCUCCAAUUCUCCUGGUGGUGUGAAUUUUGAAAGUGCUCCUUUCAAACUUACACGCGAGCUUCUUGAGGUAAUGGAUUCUGAUGCGGAGGGUACUGCAAGUGAAUUCUAUGACUACUUCAAGGUUUUGUGCAUUCAAGGAUUUCUGACAUGCCGGAAGCAUGCAGAACGCAUCAUACUACUUGUGGAGAUGAUGCAGGAUUCUGGAUACCCGUGCUUUAAAGGGGGUCCGCGGACACUGCAAAAUUUGCGGAAGCGUUUUCAUCUAAGCUUGACAGAGGAGCAAUGCGUAUCAUCAGUUUUGGAGCUUAUCGCUAAAAGUCUGGAUGCAUGGCGGACACGGCAGUAUGAUUAUUAUCAGAAGGUGUUGAAUGGUAUUCUUUAGUCCACAAUUAUCUGUAUCGCUGAAGGUAACCAAACCACCUCUGGGUGGAAGGGGCUCUUAAUGCAUGGAUAGGCUUCCAUGUAACACUACAUUUGCAAAAGAUGGUUGGCAGCUGGUCUGUUAGAUUUGGUGGCCAUUUCUCGACUGGCAGCUCUCCUUCACAUUGUUUCAUGCUGAUUUAGAAGGGAUAGGGCUUUAUACUGCUUCAGCUCAUAGAGGCAGAGUGUGGUUGCUGAUAGAGAGCACUCACGAAGCACUUGUAUUUUUAUUUUUGUUGACAAACCAAAAGCAUUUGGCAGCAUUAGCAGUGCUCUAGUUGUCCGAAUAGAUUGAUAGAUAAUCAGUUACGAGGAUUGGAGGGGUUCCCAGUGGAAGAGCAGUGAGAUUAAUGCUCACAAGUUCCUGGUACAGGGCUCCUCAUUUAGAGCUCUCAUCACAGAGGUGGAUAAUUUUGGUUUCCAGAAAUAAAGCCGUGAUGUUGUACCUUGCUCCUUGCAACUGAAGCUUGAGAACACAUCGUUACGUUAACUCA
This is a messenger RNA of Physcomitrium patens, 5250 nucleotides long. NCBI's taxonomy places the organism in Eukaryota, Viridiplantae, Streptophyta, Bryopsida, Funariales, Funariaceae. The record is from RefSeq and is a predicted model, not a curated record.